ACUAGUGCGAGAAGGAAAUCUUGGGAUUUAGAGAGAGAGAGAGAGAAAGCGAGAGGAGAGAGAAAGUAAGAUAGAGAGAGAAAGCUUUCAACUUCAGUUGCCCAGAACCCCAUAAAACACACACAGCAGGGGCAGUGAAGCAAUUGAUGGUUCUUCUGCCGCUCCUGCUCCUGCUGCUCCUACCACUGCUCUAAACAAGGCGGUGGUUUGGCUUUUCUGCUAAGUUGACUACACUUUCAGCCCUAAAGAAAGGAAGAAGAAGAAGAAGGAAGGAAAGAUAGAAGAAGCUUAUCGUCUUUCUUAUGGGAAGAAUAUGAGGAACAGGAACACCAUUUAGCACUCAGAAAUAUAGCUGACAGAGAGAGAAAGAGAGAGAGUGACAGAUCUCGCUGAACCAACAAAAAAAUUAGUUUUUUUUUCUUAAAGGUUUUUCUUUUCUUCCUUCCCUGAACUUCAUCUGCCAUGGAUGGGUAUGAAGCAACGAGAAUAGUGUUCUCUAGGAUCCAGAACUUGGACCCUGAGAAUGCUUCCAAAAUCAUGGGUCUGCUUCUGAUUCAAGACCAUGGCGAGAAAGAGAUGAUUCGUUUAGCGUUUGGACCUGAAGCUUUGGUUCAUUCUGUGGUAGUCAAAGCUCGAAGCGACUUGGGAUUACUUCCCUCGAACUCUCCGUCUACACCUUCAACUCCAUCUUCACCAUCUCCUUUUCUUUCUGCAACUUCUAACCCAGUUCCUAUUUCCAGACAAAAUUCUACUUCUUCUAAGCUUCUGCACUGCACUAGUGCAACUACUAGUACUCCAUCUCUAUCUGAACUUCAGUGCCCUAGUGAUUUGAUUUCUUCGUCUACCUCUUUACCCUUCUAUGGAAACGGAGGAUCCGACCCGAUUGAGGAGUUUCAGCUCCAAGACCAGCUUUCUUUCCUCAAUGAUGGAUCUUCUCCGACGCUUGGACCUAAAAGCCCGGAUUUGUUUUACCCUCCUCAGUCAGAUUUGUCUUCUAGUCCCACCGGAGCUGCCUUAGGCGCCGGCGGCGGCGGCUUUGGUUGGGGAGGAGGGUCGGCGGCGCACCACCGCCGGAGCUGCUCGGUGAACGACGCCUGUUUGGGGUCGGAGGAAUUGAAUUCUGGUUUGGGAUGGAAGCCUUGUCUUUACUUCGCUCGAGGUUACUGCAAGAAUGGGAACACUUGCAGGUUUCUUCAUGGUGGUCUUGGAGAUGGUGAUGGAACUUCAAUGGUGGUGGGGUCUCCGAGCAAGAUGGAGAUGGUGGACCAGUGUCAUGAACUUCUCAGAUCCAAGAGUGUUCAGCAACAAAGAUUGGCUGCUGCUUCACAGCUCAUGGCUUCUUCUUUCCCAUAUUCUCCUAAGUGUAUGAAUCUUCUGCUACAACAGCAACAAAAUGAUAGCCAAAGAGCUGCUGCUGCACUCAUGAUGAACGAGGAUUUGCACAAGUUUGGUCGAUCCAGGCUAGAGAGAAGUGAGUUUUCUCUGAAUGGGGGUCCUGGAAUGGUGAACCCAGCUUCAAGACAGAUUUACUUGACCUUCCCAGCAGAUAGCACUUUCAGAGAGGAAGAUGUUUCGAAUUAUUUCAGCAUUUAUGGGCCUGUUCAAGACGUGAGGAUCCCAUACCAGCAGAAGCGUAUGUUUGGUUUCGUGACCUUCGUUUAUCCAGAGACUGUGAAGCUCAUUCUGUCCAAAGGAAACCCUCAUUUCGUUUGUGAUGCUCGAGUUCUCGUUAAGCCUUAUAAGGAAAAAGGCAAAGUUCCAGACAAGUACAGGAAGCAGCAGCAGCAGCAGCAACAGGUAGAUAGGGGAGAUUUCUCACCUUGUGGUACUCCUACUGGACUUGAUGCUAGAGACCCAUUUGAUCUCCAACUUGGAGGGAGAAUGUACUAUAAUACUCAAGACAUGCUGUGGAGGAGGAAGCUUGAGGAGCAGGCUGAUUUGCAGCAAGCUCUUGAGUUCCAAAGCAGGAGGUUGAUGGGUCUGCAACUUCUUGACAUCAAGAAGCAACACCACCGAGCACUUUCCACUGGAAGUCCAAUACCUUCUCCGACUCAAUCUCCCAAUAUGUUCUCUCAGAAUCUUGUUCUUCCUCCAUUUCACAGCAGCACCGAGGCCCCAGAAGAGAGUGUUACUAGCUCAGCUCCUCCUAGUACUGCAUCAAUUCCUGUUGAUCAGCAGCCAUUGCAGCAAGCAAUCAACGUUUCUGCGGGGAAAGAAGUGACAGUGAAUGGAGAAAAUGGAAAUACUGAAGGCAAUGGCAAGCAGAGUUCUUCUUCUAGUCAUGAAGACCGUGAAUUGCAAGAAUGUUUGGACCAUAAUCUCCCUGAUAGUCCUUUUGCUUCUCCCACAAAAGCUGCUGGAGACUACAUGGCUGCCUUCUCCUGUGGACCUAAUGAGGCCAUUGGUUCAGAUGCUUCUGUUUCAUCUGCUAACUCUAAAUUUGGAAAUAGUUCAUUGCUUCCAGCAGCAUCUGCUCUGGACAUGGGAUCUUUCAAAUCUUUCAAUUGCCAAUUGCCCAGGUUCUCUUCCGGCCAUGGAACCAUCGGAAUGUUUGCUGCCGGCACUGGUGGCGGCAUUUAGCAUCCUGAGCUCAGGAAGAGAAGCAAGGCUUUACCAACCAAACAAACCCUCCACAUCAAACAAAUCUGUAGAGAGAAAAAAAAAUCAUCACCACCACCACCAUGGCCAUCACCAUCAUCAUCAAUACUAUACUACUUACUACCAUACAAAAUGCAUACGUAAAAAGCAGUGCAGUACAGGAAGUGGGGCCCAGCUAUUUCUCCCCAUCUUCCCGUUGUGGUUAUUGUACCAUUUUAAUUUAAUCUUUCUUCUCAUUUUCUGUAGUAGCUGAACCACAGGUAAAAAAUAACACAGAAAGAAUCAGAGUGUAGUAGGGAAAGAAAGAAAACUAUUCUGGCACUGUAAUUUCUUCUCCUUUUAAUUACCCAUUGUGGGUGGACUUAGUGUAGUUUAUGUUAGUCUUAAUGUUGUUAAGAGUUAUAUUGUAAGCGUCCUUGUACAGCUGAAGCUCAAGCCAGAGGAAAAGAAGAGGCAGAAGAGAGGGCAACAGUGGUAAAAAGCAGAGACACACUACAAGGCCUGAUUCAACAAAUCCCAUGAUGGGUAAUCACUAAUUUGAGUUUGAAAGAAAGAGAAUGAGGAGUAGGAGGGGGAAGAAGGCAUAAUUGCUAGGGGAAAAAAAAUCUUCUUUAGCUUGGCUUAAAGCUCAAAAGGGGAGAUUUCUUCUUCCAUCUAAUAUUUCAUCUGUUGUUGAAGUUUGUUUGUACUUCUACUUUGCUGUUGUUAUACACAAAAUGUCAACCUCAAUCCCCUCUACUUAGACAGAAAGGAAAAGGAUUUAGAAAGAAGAAAAAUCAGAAAGCAAAAGUGAGUUUUUUUUUUAAUGACUAAAUUGCACUCUCUUCUCUUGCUA
This is a messenger RNA of Neltuma alba, 3433 nucleotides long. Its product is annotated as zinc finger CCCH domain-containing protein 53. NCBI's taxonomy places the organism in Eukaryota, Viridiplantae, Streptophyta, Magnoliopsida, Fabales, Fabaceae. The coding region runs from base 463 to 2580 and encodes 705 amino acids. The transcript has 10 exons. The record is from RefSeq and is a predicted model, not a curated record. Gene Ontology annotation, molecular function: metal ion binding; RNA binding.